Molecule: messenger RNA, 1752 nt
Organism: Lachnellula hyalina
Lineage: Eukaryota; Fungi; Ascomycota; Leotiomycetes; Helotiales; Lachnaceae
Exons: 2
Coding region: 1-1752 (583 amino acids)
Source: RefSeq, a predicted model, not a curated record
AUGUCUUCAAAAUCUCCUGCACACUACGAAGCUGCGAAAAGGAGAGAGCAAACUCAAUCGGCAAUAGGCAGGCUACUGACAGCUAUGCCUGCCAAGUCCCAAUAUAAGAGUCCUCAGAAUUCAACCACGAUAGACACCAACCCACAGCCCAUAGCUCUUCCCAAAUGGUCGGCAGAGAACCAGUCGUAUAUCACCGCAAACAUCAACGUCCUGCUGAGUAAUGCGAUUACAGCCCGGGAACGAGCAGACGCCAAUGCUUACAUUGAAUCGCAAAGGGCCGGCACUACUAACACGCGACAAGGUGUGAAGCGACGACGAGACUCGGUUGCGAAUGGUCAGCAGUCGCAGAAGCGGGCGAGGGGAAGUUCCAAAGAAGUUUUGAAUCAAUCUCCAACCAAUGUAUACGACCUGCCCAAACCUAUCCAGAUCCAAUACUUCCCUCUCCCGAUCAAGGAUCGGGAUGACCAAUGGUACGGGGCGCUGUUCAAGCGGCUCUUUACUGAUGUGAUCAAGUUUGUCGAUGACUACUUUGUGCUGCACGAUCUCGAGCUCGGGGACUUCCACCAGCCGUGGGCAUUGAAAUGGAACCCGGAGUUCAUCUUCUGGGCGGAGCAGGUUGCGGAGGAUGAUCCUCAGGUUGGGAGUUGGGACGAGCUGUUGAGGAAUUCGUCGGAGCGGAAAUGGUUCUUGGUUGCUAUUUUGGUGAAGAUUAUCAAGGUGAAGAUAUUCGAUGCGGAUCUGUGGGGUGCGAAUCAGCAGCAAAAGGAGUUGUUGCUCGCGCUUGAGAGAUCGAUGUUUCAACGAGAUGGAUAUACCCGUACAGCUCUACGUGCCGAGACGUGUCGUAGCAUUAUCGGCGCAAGGGCCGUCACGGAAAACUUCUACGAAGAGGUUGCGAAACUCAACGCCCAAGUAUAUCUCCUGCUCGAGCCCCUGACCAGCUACCUCUACCGCCUGGAGCCGUCCGACGGAAAGACAAUCCCAGGCCCAGCCAACCAAUACCAAAGCCUCCACAACCUCAUCUCCUCAGCCGCCUACCUCUCCCUGGCCGUCCGCAUGUCCCCCACCAUCUUCUUCUGGGUCGACGUAUCCCCCGGAACCUUCUACGACCAAGACGACCAAACGAGCCUCGACAACAUCUCCUACACCCGCAGCAAGCACGCCGUGACCAGCGCAUAUACCAUUGCGCGUAGUCAAUGGGUAGCUGAGAAACAGGAACUCGAUGACCUAGUCGCGGACCUCGAAAUGCGAGGCCAGAUCACCACACGCAGGGGCACGAAAGCCAAGCAGAGACAAGCAGCCAUGCAAACGCAAGCGCCGCGCCAACCGACCUACGAGUACCGCGCGAUGGCCAAGAUGGGCGUCUGGCCAUCCAUCAAGAGAUUCAAGCCCGGGUCGGCAGCGGACGAGGAGCGCGAGAAUGAGAACCCGCGCGAGAAGAUCCCAUUGUAUAUGAAGAACGGGUCGAGGGAGUAUGAGAUUAGCAAGGGAGCGGUGGUGUGCUAUUAUGGGAAGAUGGGGAGGAGGCAGGAUGGGAGGGUUGGCUUGGAGGAGUUUGUGGAGCUGAAGCAGAGGGAGUGGGAUCCGACGGUGGGGAUGGUGGUGGGGAAGAGGCCGAUGAUUGCUACGAUUGUGGGGGCGUCGGCGUUGGGGAUUCUGGCUUUGGCGUUCAAGUACCAGAUUGCUGAGAAGACGGGGAUUCAUUUCCAUUUUGGAGAGGCGGUUGAUUUUAUAAACGGGGUUGGGUUCUAG